AUGGAGUCUGUCCUGAUCUUCACCCUCCUGGGGGCAGCCGUUGCGUUUCCUACUGGAGAUGAAGAUGGGGACAAGAUCGUGGGAGGAUACAUCUGCCCCAAGAACUCGGUGCCCUACCAGGUCUCCUUGAACACAGGGGGUGCCCACCGCUGUGGGGGGACCCUCAUCAGCCCCCUCUGGGUACUGUCUGCUGCCCACUGCUACAACCCCGGCAUCCAGGUGAGACUGGGGGAGUACAACCUACGGGUGCUGGAGGACAGCGAGCAGUUCAUCUCAGCCGCCAAGAUAUUCCGCCACCCUGACUUCAAUAGAAGGACCGUGGACAAUGACAUCAUGCUGGUCAAGCUGGCCACCCCAGCUGCCCUGGACAACCACACCGUGGACACAGUCGCUCUGCCUACUGCCUGUGCCCUCCCUGGUGAUGAAUGCUUGUUGUCCGGCUGGGGCAACACUGUGAGCAGUGGCGAAAAAGUCCCAGCGCGGCUGCGGUGCCUGGAUGCUCCCGUGAUCUCUCAGCGCCAGUGCUGGAGCUCCUACCCAGGAAAAAUCACAAACAAUAUGUUUUGUGGAGGCUUCUUGAAGGGAGGCAAGGAUGCAUGCCAGGGGGACUCCGGUGGCCCCCUGGUCUGCAGUGGGCAGCUGCAGGGCAUUGUUUCCUGGGGCUACGGUUGUGCUCUGAAAGGCAAGCCUGGCGUCUACACCAAGGUGUGCAACUACCUGGACUGGAUCCAGCAGACCAUGGAGGCCAACUGA
This is a messenger RNA of Ornithorhynchus anatinus (platypus), 753 nucleotides long. RefSeq names its product trypsin-like. Gene Ontology annotation, molecular function: serine-type endopeptidase activity. Bases 1 to 753 code for a protein of 250 amino acids. The record is from RefSeq and is a predicted model, not a curated record. Gene Ontology annotation, biological process: proteolysis. The transcript is spliced from 5 exons. Lineage: Eukaryota; Metazoa; Chordata; Mammalia; Monotremata; Ornithorhynchidae.